CUGCCAGUAAAGGUGUGCAGUUGGUGUUUGUAGACAGCACAGACUCAUGCUUAGAGAGCUUGGAGUUUCUGCCCCUCCUCCAGCACUAAUCAGUCAGGCAAAGGACUUUGGAACUGGACUGAGCUCCCAGGACAUUGAUGUGGGAGGCUGCCCUAACCCCAGCCUCUUUCAUUUUUCUGCCCUGAGUUCCAGCCACCCAAAACUGACAUGCCAACUGAGCUUGCUCCGAGCCUGGGAAUGUAUGCCCUCUCCGACCUGAAUUCCUCCCCGACGACCCGGCUACUCCACAAGGGUCCAGAGUACCUGCGCAGGAAGAUCGAAGGGGGAGACCGGGCCAAAAAAAGUGCUGUGGAGAGACUAGCUGCAGAUAAGGCCAAAUAUGUCAAAAGCCAGCAGGUAAUUGGCACCAAGCAGGAGCCUGCCAGGCUGAGCUCAGCUUCAGAGAGUAGUAGUGAAACCUGUUCUGUGGAAAGCAGAAAAAGCAGCAAGGACUCAACAGGGAGAAAAGAGGCAGAGAGUGGGGACACCUGGUGCCCACCCCAGGCAACAUUUUCCGUGGCCCGGAGAGGCAUUAGCAGGAGGCAACUGAGGCCAGAUUCCCUCAUCAUCUAUCGUCAGAAGUGUGACAAAGUGGCCUUUGUCAAAGGCCAAGGCACUGAGAAUGCAAGAGGGGGCUUGGUGAGGAAGAUCCUCCAGGGUCCCAGCAAAGAAAAGAUGUUAUUAUCUCUUGACAUGCCCAAAGUGAAGGAGGAAGCCAAAGUAGAAAGUGAGGAAACCGAACUAGAGAGCAAAGAAGCCAAACCGGAGAUUAAAGAGACCAGACUGAAUGGAAAAGAGACCAGAAUGGAAAGUAAAGAGACCAGAAUGGAUCUUAAGGAGAUGAGAUUGGAGAGUGAGGAGGCCAGAAUGGAGAACAAAGAGGUCAAAGUAGACAACAAGAACACUACUCCCCCCAAUCCCCCAAUAACCACCCCCCUUGUUGUCCCUUCCAGUGAAGACAAGAUGUCCAUGAAAGCACCUGAGAUGACAGCUGAGCUCAGGGAUGUGAAGAGAAGGGGCCUGCACCGCUCCAAGUCUGACAUAAGCUCUCGUUACUCCAAAUCCUUCUCUGAGUUUGACACCUUCUUUAAAUAUUGUGGCCUGGACCCUGAGGUGGUAGAAGAUCUUGGGAGGGAAAACUUCUCAGCAGGGUGGGACCACAUAUCCUUUAAGAUCCGCAGUGUGAGCAUGGCCACCUCUGAGGGUGGCUUCUCCCAUCACAGCGGGGAUGAGGGGCUGCAGGAAGAAGAGCUAACCGAGCAGGUCCCUAGCACCACGUCAGUGAUUGAACGCAAUGCUCGGAUUAUCAAGUGGCUGUAUACCUGUAAAAAGGCCAAAGAGGCAGAAAGCAAGAGGACCCAAGACUUAGCUGGAAAGGUGCUGGUUCCCAAGGGCAAGGAAACACGGUAAAACCAAGAACGAAAAUUUUCCCUGAGAUGGAGGAUACACAGAACAGAUCACAGACUGCUUAGAACUUUCUCAUCUCCCUAAAGUUUCCACUCACCUGACAGAGCUUGGGAAGGAUUUGCUACUUCACCAGAAGAAGAGUUCCUCUCUCAGGACAGCUCAAAUGAGUCUGGAAGCUCCACAGCAGGAGAGGUGAAGGUUUGAGUGACAGAGAAGGUGGAGGAUCAGCUGAGAUAUUUGGACAGAAGAUCAAGUUCAGAUGGAUCUAAUGGUAUAACAAGCUGCUAAAAUGUUUAUUAUUUGAAGGUGGGUCUGUGCCAUGAGAUCAUGCUGAAUCAAAUGAGGAUCAAGAAAAGGAGGGGUUUUAGGUGAUUAUGAUAAGGAUGUCUGCCUAUCUCUCUGCCUACGGAGAGACCCACAGACACUAAGUUACAAACUUAGCUUGAACUAAAUAUUGUAUUCUAUUUUUGUACUUAUGUUACUGUAGUUAAGCCCUUGAAUCGCUUAAGUAUUUAUUUGAGCUAGUUGUAAAACCACCAGACAACACAGGUAGCUUAUUUUGGGGAGGUGUUGUUAAAUAAUGGUCAAAUAUUUUUGUAUGAUAAAGCUCCAUACUAAUAGGACUGUCUGUACUAUAAGGAGGACCGACUAAUCUAAUGAACAUGUUUAUAAGCAUGAGAUUAUUUUCCUCAGCAUCUCUGUGGGUCAUGGGAGGAAAAAAAAACUGGCCAUAGUAACAUUGACAGAGAUUCUUUUCUUUGCCAACUGAUAUUAAAUUAUGAGGAUAUUUCUUUAGUCAUUACUCUAAAAAUGCUGCUAUUUAUCUAAACACUGGUUGAUGCCCUUGGUUAAAAUAGAUAAUGUAAAGAUGGGGGUGGGGGAAAACUAUUCAUUCUGUUUGAAAGUGUGCAGUUAAUUCUUCACAUAAAUGGACAUGUAUUGCUUCAAACAAGAUAGUUUAGUGCUUUUCUGCUGUUAAAUACAAUAGUGGUCAGCAUUCCAGGCCAAAUGCCCUUUAAAACAAAGUGGUAGCUGACAUGUAUCCAUAGAAAGGAGGGAAAAGAGCUUGGUUCUGGCUCUAAGAUAUUAGGAGAUACUUAGCAUUCACUAAAUGUAUGGGGGCUGAACCUGGAAACUGGACAUUUAGAUAUAGAUAAAAGGAGGACUUGGAGCAGAAGACCAGAAGAUCUCCUGCUUCAAUAGCCCAUACCCAUCUGUGAUCUGGAAGUUAUCAACUAGACGUAAGAGUAAGUCAGCAUUGCCAGCUCAUACUGGGCUCUUAACUCUCUAUCUGGAGAGAAAGAUCUUGGAACUAGCUCUGGAUACAAGAAUAAAAAGUUGCCACUUUUGCUUUAAUAAAAGAUUGAGAGUGAGGACACCUUUCUCCUAAUUCUGUAUUUCCCCCUGACCUGCAAAUCACUUAACCUCUCUGUGCCUUAGCCUUACCAGAAGAGGACUAUUUGCUAACCACCAGAAUAAGGAAGAAUCUACCUUAAAACAAAUUUCAUUAUUAAUAGAAAACUCUUACUAGAAAUAACACAUUUAGAGAUUACAGAAGGCAGAACCAUUGUAUAAAACAUGGGAAAUAACAGUGGCCUUUUUAUUCAUAUAUAGAAACAGUUAAAUAGCCUCAUUUUAAAAUGUACACGUGCAACUGCUAAAGUUAAUUAUCAUCAUAAAAAAAAUUAUCGGUUAUUAGUCACUUGCUGAAAAGAAGCUCUUUGUACAUGUCCCUUUUUAUAGGGUUUAGAGUCCAUCGUUACAGGAACGAUUUUGCGAUAAAGACAUUAGGUCCAGACUAUAGCUACUUCUAUUUACACUCAUAUUAAAACCUGCUUUUGACAUAUAACUACAAUGCUGUAUAUUCUGUAUAACAAAAAUAAAGUUGUAUAUUUCAUUUAUAAAUAUGAAAACUUCA
Molecule: messenger RNA, 3364 nt
Organism: Phascolarctos cinereus (koala)
Lineage: Eukaryota; Metazoa; Chordata; Mammalia; Diprotodontia; Phascolarctidae
Gene: FAM110C
Product: family with sequence similarity 110 member C
Biological process (GO): positive regulation of cell migration; regulation of cell projection assembly
Cellular component (GO): cell cortex
Molecular function (GO): alpha-tubulin binding
Source: RefSeq, a predicted model, not a curated record